CAUUUGCGGCUCACCAUAAGCUUCCCUGGGGUAUUGCCCCAAUGGUUGCCAUGAUCCUCGCCCCAACCAAUUGAAAGUCCAUUCAUUCGUCAGCUGACUCAGCUCCACUCCCACUCCUUGAAAUCAAAGAAAUAAAAAUGAGAAGAGCGUUGGCGCCUCCCUUCUUCCUCCGACCCCCUUUCUCCAAACCCUCCCCCUUCUACCUCUCCAUCGCUUCCUCUCCUCCUCUGCCGAAGCCCUCGGCUUCCCUCACCGAGGAGGAGCUCGCCGAGGUCCACCGGCUCGUCCCCCGCCUCUGCGACGCCGGCCGCCACGCCGACGCCGUCCGCCUCCUCGACGCCUGCCUCCUCGCCGGCCCUCCCCUCGCCGCCCUCCCCGCCUCCGCCCUCGCCGACCGCCUCGCCUCCCACCCCGACCUCACGCCCUCCAUGGCCCUCCUCACCGCCCUCAAGCACCACCCCCGACGCCCCUCCCCCCUUCCCUUCUGCUCCCCUCUCCUCUCCGCCUUCUUCGAGAAGCGCCGCCCCAAGGAGGCCGCCAAGGUGUUCGCUUGGCUCUGCCGGCCCGACUCCCCCUGCCGUCCGGAUCCCGAGGUCUACCGGAUUGCGAUCGGAGGGUUUUGUAGGCUCGGGAGGAUGGUGGAUGCUCUGCGGGCGGUCAAGGAGAUGGUGGGGGAUGGGGUCUCGCCGGGGACCGAUUUGAGGGAGGCGGUGUAUCGAGGAAUGCUGCAUGAGGCUCGGAUCGAUGAGGCCCGGGAGCUGGAUGCUGCUUUGAAGUGCAUUGAGGAGGAGGGAAAUGGAUUUGGUGGUGCCGUGGAGGUGCUCGAUCGGUUGAUUAGGGAGUGGGAAGAAUGAUGCAACGUCUUAACAGAAAUAGAUGUUUCGAGGUUCAAGUGAUUCCUGGAAACUGUCUAAUGGCAACAAUGGUGAAGAAGUCCAACAGAUAAUAUCCUUUUUUGGUUUUUUGCAGCCACUAGAAGCCCCUUGCUCAUCAUGUUUAUUCAGGAAUGGCAAUAAAAAGGUUGCUAAAAUGCAUAUUAUGUACCGAAGAGAUAUCUUUGUUGAAGAUGCGGCAGUCAUGCCCUCCCUUUUUGAUCCCUAUCAUGUUUUAAACGUUGAACUUCUUGAUGCAGUUGUUUCCAAAGCAGAUAUACAAAAGGGAAAUCUGGGGAACCAUCUCAGAACUGACAUUCAAAGGGAUUAAAGAGGACAUGAAUAAGAUUUGCUUGAGCAAAACAGAUGUCCCUUUUUAUUUUAUUUUUUCAGGAAAAAGAUUAUUUAUGGAAGAUAGUGGUUAUAUGAGUUUGAGAGGCUGAGGACAGAUGCGGUUUGGAGACAUAAAGGAAACUAUAAGUAUCAUGUCUUUUUUUCUUCUUUGGAAGGUAUUAGAUAUGUGUAAGUUGGAGAAGUCUUUUGAAUAGCAAGUUUUGUGCCAUGAGAUGAUACAAAACAUUUUUAGUUUGACCAUUGGGCUGGAACUUGCCUACUAGGAGUUUGUCCUGAUUAGAGGGUUUUGACAGUGUACUUGUACAUCCUUUCAUCCGACUUGAUCAUCAGAGUUAGCAGAGGAAAAAAUAGACUUUCGGUCUUUCUCAAUAUCAAUGGGUUCUUUAACAUCCCAUGUGGAGGUGAUGAAUGGCGGGUCGAAUCCUCUAUUAUCAUUCUCUUUCAGAGCAUGCAUGAAAUUCUAGAGGAAGCUUUUAGAACACCAUUUCUUUUGGUUUUUUGUAUGCUUGGGUUCCCUCCAAGGUUGAAGUUUUCUUGUUGAAGAUCUAGUUCAAACUUUGUCAUGAGCCUGGGAAUUUUAUCUACCUGCAGUGAUGGGAAAAAAAUCAUGGUGUUUUGACUUAAGGGCACCUUUGAAUGGUAUUUUCUUGCUUUAUGUGAACUUGUGAAAUAUUUGGCACUCCUUUCUCGUAUUAUAUUAUGUGCUUAAUAACUUAAAAUCUAAAGACAACCUUCACGAACAGAAGCUUACCAAUGUAGCAUCUUUUCCAAUAAAUAUGUGCGAUCCUCUUCAGUAAGCAUAUAUGACACCUUCUUUUUCAAAUAUAAUAAUGCGAUCCGUAUUUGUAUUUAUGGAUUUUUUCCAUCAUAUGAGAAAAUGUCAAGUUGAUCUGCAGGAUAUAUUGGUCAAUGUUUUGAUUUUCUACUGAAGAGGGGGAUCUCACUUUGGUAAACUAGAUGAUAUCUUGGUAUUCCAUGAUUUUGAAAACUGGUAUUGG
Messenger RNA from Phoenix dactylifera (date palm), 2224 nucleotides. RefSeq lists its product as uncharacterized. The record is from RefSeq and is a predicted model, not a curated record. Gene Ontology annotation, molecular function: mRNA binding; protein binding. Lineage: Eukaryota; Viridiplantae; Streptophyta; Magnoliopsida; Arecales; Arecaceae.